AUCAGUAGUACCAGACAAGGGUGCUACACCACAAUGAUGGGAAGACUGGCUGCUUUGAUUCUUCUUAGCAUAACGUACCUGAUUCACACUGCAGAGGUUCCUCAGCAAAUCUCUUUGACUGUGGUUGAACUUGGUGGGACUUUUACUUUUCAAUGUCCAGCCUCUGAGAAUCAAAGCAAAUUUCACUGGUACAAGCAGUCUGUUGGAUAUAUGGUCCAAACAGUCGCUGCUGUUAUACUUGGCAAAAUAACAUUCAGCGAACCAUUUAUAGACUCACGUUUCACAUUAACCAAAGUGGACGCUUACUUUUUUCUUACAAUUAGAAAUGUCACCAAAGAGGAUGAAGCAACAUACUUCUGUCAAAGUGGAGCAACGUACUCACAGAGUUUUGUUAACGGCAUCUUCUUGGCUGUGAAUGAUUGUAAUCAGCAGAAAUCUGUGAAUGUGAAGCAACGUCCAGAGACAGCAUCAGUCCAGCCGGGACACUCAGUGACUCUCCAGUGUUCACUUCUCCACAGGAACAAAGGAGUCCAGUGUCCAGGUGAACACAGUGUGUACUGGUUCAGAGCUGGAUCAGGACAAUCUCAUCCAGACGUCAUUUACACUCACAGGAACAGCAGUGAUGAACAAGAGGAAAGAAGCUGUGUCUACAGUCUGUCCAAAACCAUAAGAAACUCCUCUGAUACUGGAACUUACUACUGUGCUGUGGUCUCAUGUGGAGAGAUCCUGUUUGGUGAAGGAACUAAAGUGGAAACAAGAAAUGUUUGUGAUUCAGGAUCAGAACUGGAACCAGUUGUCCUUGCUCUUGGAGUACUGUUGGCCUGCUGUGUGACUGUAAUUGCUCUUCUUAUUUUCUACAUAAAUCAAAGGAAGGCUUGUGAACAUUGCAAAGCAGCAAUGAGUGCUUCCCAUCAUCUUGGACAUGCCCAGUCCACAGUGGAUCAGUCAAAUGAUCUGGAUGGCAAAGCAUGGGCAGUGAACUCUGCAGUACUGGAUUUCACCACAAGAAAGGUGAAAAAACAAAAGAAGGGGGACUACACAACAGAGUGUGUCUACUCAGCAACACCCCACUACAUAGGCAGAGCACAGCCAAGUUCAUCCUCAGAUGAGUUAAUGGGAGAUGUCUAGCUUUUGAGUUGCUUUGUUAAUAAAUAGUCACAGCAGAUUUACUGCCAUUACAGAUUCAUGCAUAAUGUGUAAAUAAAAUUACUUUCAAAUAUCCUCUGAUCGGACUUCACCUGCUCUGAUUCUGCUUCCAAUACAAGAUAAAGGCUGAUACUGCAUUAUUUUCUCUCUCUCCCUUUCUGAUAUCUGGUCCCCUUAAUAUAUCAAUGUCGAAUGCAUCGAAUAGGUGCACCCUGACUAAAUUCUAGGUCUUAUAUUUAAACCACAUUUUACUAACCAUCAACAUGUAAGUCCACCUUCAGCGGCAUGAAUUAAAGGGUACUGCCAGAUGUGAACCAGGGAUGCAAUGUAAAUUAUAAGCAUUCACAUUUGCAUGAUGUACUGUAAACACAGGACUAUGAAUCUAUUGUAAUGGAAAAUUAUUAGAUUGCCUCAUAACGAGUGCCUUGUAUGACAUGUGCCUUUCACAAUCUAUUCUUUUCAUCCUUAUAUGCUUAUGCAACAUGUUUCAACAUAUAACCCAGUGAGUUACACUGUUUCCUACUAUCAGGUAACCUAUGAGUUACAACUGUCUUCUUCUAUAGUUCUUUAGGUUGAUAUGUACUCUAGCAGUGAGUCCAGGAAAUGUACAAUACAUGUGUAGAAAAUAAAAGCUUCCGAUUUAUCUAUCCUGCACCUGGUGGUACUCCCCUAGAGCAGAGCUAAUUGGAGGCCCACAGGAACUAACUGAUAAGAGAUAGAGACACUUUGUAUGAGUUGUG
This is a messenger RNA of Dicentrarchus labrax (European seabass), 1886 nucleotides long. RefSeq lists its product as uncharacterized. The record is from RefSeq and is a predicted model, not a curated record. The transcript has 6 exons. Gene Ontology annotation, biological process: response to bacterium. NCBI's taxonomy places the organism in Eukaryota, Metazoa, Chordata, Actinopteri, Moronidae. Bases 34 to 1128 code for a protein of 364 amino acids.